AUGCCACUGGCGAGGGCCGCAGGAGGCAUCUUCAGGAAUGAAACCCUUGUGGACGCCCUUGUCGACACGGCGUACACCAUAGGACCAGCAAGCAAGGCCGAUGUAAAAGCGCUUCGGGCGGAGGUCGACGCUUUGAAGCAGACGGCAACUGCCAGGAGAUUUGCCCGAUUGGACCAGCAGGUCCACAAGGCCCUGCAGGUCCCCCAGGUCCGGCAGGCUUCAACGGCACCGACGGCCCAGCGGGUCCUCCCGGAGCGCAAGGCGCACAGGGCCCGAUUGGUCCAGUGGGCCCGACUGGUCCAUUCAUACAAGGUCCAACAGGUCCUCCCGGAGCGCAAGGCGCACAGGGUCCAGCAGGGCCUGCGACGUCUGUAA
Messenger RNA from Coccomyxa subellipsoidea C-169, 375 nucleotides. RefSeq lists its product as hypothetical. Bases 1 to 375 code for a protein of 124 amino acids. Lineage: Eukaryota; Viridiplantae; Chlorophyta; Trebouxiophyceae; Coccomyxaceae. The transcript is spliced from 8 exons. The record is from RefSeq and is a predicted model, not a curated record.